CACAAUCUUUUCGUCUGCUUUUUUUUUUCACAAUAAAGGUAUUGCAAUGGAUUCUCAAAUAUCGCCUACGCCUUUUAUUGCCCAGCAGUAUACAAAUGAUAAGAAGAUCCAUGUGCUACUGGCAGCCGCUACCAUUAAGCUGCCCAACAUUGCGGAGGCGCUAUGUCGUAAUAAAAACAUCUCAGUCCGUAUACUAGUCAGCGAGCCAGCGGAGAAGUUGCUUGUCGGACAAAGCUUGGAGCAACCGGUCCUCGACACUGUGCUUCAAAUAGAUGGCGUGGACGCUAUGUACGGGGACGAAGAUGAAUGGUCUCCGUCGUGGACGCGUGGAGGACCAGUCCUGCAUAUUGAGCUGCGAAAAUGGGCGCAUAUUCUACUGAUUGCCCCAAUGUCUGCAAAUACCAUGGCGAAAAUGGCCAAUGGGAUUGCCGACAACCUGCUUCUCUCGGUCAUCAGAGCCUGGGAUACGACUGGUGUAGUGGAUUCAGGAUUCAAGACUCAGAAACCUAUGAUCUUUGUGGCCUUGGAUAUGGACACAUGUAUGUACCGACAUCCAGUGACCGAGAAGCAGCUUAAAGUUAUACGUGAUCAGUGGGGAUGGAGUGAAUCAAACCCAGAAGGCUGGGUGACUGUGCUACCUCCCAUAGAGAAGAGCCCGGCCUGUGGAGAUGUCGGCACCGGAAGCAUGAUGGACUGGAGAGAUAUCGUCACUGUCAUCCAAAAAUACGUGGCGGGAUCGGUGCAAAAGCCGUGAAGAAAGGG
Molecule: messenger RNA, 762 nt
Organism: Penicillium samsonianum
Lineage: Eukaryota; Fungi; Ascomycota; Eurotiomycetes; Eurotiales; Aspergillaceae
Product: putative flavoprotein
Exons: 2
Coding region: 47-754 (235 amino acids)
Biological process (GO): coenzyme A biosynthetic process
Cellular component (GO): phosphopantothenoylcysteine decarboxylase complex
Molecular function (GO): phosphopantothenoylcysteine decarboxylase activity; FMN binding
Source: RefSeq, a predicted model, not a curated record